UUACACACACAGGCUAUGCUUUCCUUGUCAGGGUGUCAGAGCCUUGCUGGAUCUUGACAGGUCAGGGACAGUAACAAAGACAGCAGGAGGCUCCUCCUAGAGUCUGUCUCUAAUACAUUAUAAUCAUCAUCAGCUGGUACUGGGGCUCACAGUGCUGUUCUAUACAUAUAUCUGUCCUGCACAGUCAGAGGCUAUCUGCACACAAUGGCCGAGCAGCAGACCCCAGGACAGGUGGAAUCAGAUCGGUUAGACCCAAUGGAGGAUGCCGAAUUGGCUUUGGUGGGGAUCAAUAUGCUUUUAAAUAAUGGAUUUAAGGAAUCUGACCAGCUGUUCAGGAAAUACAGGAAUCACAGUCCUUUGAUGAGUUUUGGAGCUAGUUUUGUCAGUUUUUUGAACGCCAUGAUGACAUUUGAAGAAGAAAAAAUGCAAGUUGCGUGUGAUGAUUUGAAAAUGACUGAAAAAUUGUGUGAAAGUGACGAAGGUGUCAUAGAAACUAUUAAAAACAAGAUCAAAAAGAAUGUUGAUAUACGAAAGACUGCCCAGUCUAUGGUUGAUCGCCUGCAGAGACAAAUCAUUGUUGCAGACUGCCAAGUGUAUUUAGCUGUGCUUUCCUUUGUUAAACAAGAACUAUCAGCUUAUAUAAAAGGUGGUUGGAUCCUUCGCAAAGCAUGGAAAAUCUACAACAAAUGCUACAUGGACAUUAAUUCGCUUCAGGAGAUGUUUGAGAAGAAGACAACUCAGGAAUCUGACGCUGCAAAUGAUAAUCAUAUCUCUGCUGAAGGUGUGACGGAGGAAUCUCUUAGCAGACUGAAAGGUGCUGUGAGCUUUGGCUACGGACUUUUUCACCUUUGCAUAUCCAUGGUGCCCCCAAACCUGCUCAAAAUUAUCAACUUGCUGGGUUUUCCAGGAGACCGUCUGCAGGGGCUAUCUUCACUGGUGUAUGCAAGUGAGAGUAAGGACAUGAAGGCCCCUCUAGCUACGUUAGCCUUACUGUGGUACCACACUGUAGUCCGACCUUUUUUUGCACUUGAUGGCAGUGAUAACCAAGCUGGUCUGCAAGAGGCAAAAGAAAUUCUUCUCAAGAAGGAAUCUGCUUACCCAAACUCUUCAUUAUUUAUGUUCUUCAAGGGAAGGAUACAGCGAUUAGAGUGCCAAAUAAAUAGUGCCUUGACCUCCUUUCACACUGCCCUGGAACUUGCAAUAGAUCAAAGGGAGAUACAACAUGUUUGUCUGUAUGAAAUUGGUUGGUGCAGUAUGAUUGAAAUGAACUUUAAAGAUGCCUUUAGGUCUUUUGAGAGGCUAAAAAAUGAAUCAAGAUGGUCACAGUGCUACUAUGCAUAUCUUACAGCUGUAUGUCAGGGUGCUACAGGUGAUGUGGAAGGGGCACACAAUGUGUUUAAAGAUGUCCAGAAGCUUUUCAAAAGGAAGAACAAUCAGAUUGAGCAAUUUUCAGUUAAAAAGGGUGAGAGAUUUAGAAAGCACGUGCCAACAAAAGAGCUCUGCGUGAUCGCCACUAUUGAGGUGCUUUAUCUGUGGAAAGCUCUUCCGAAUUGUUCACUCACCAACCUCCAACACAUGAGCCAAGCCUGCCAUGAAGUUCUGGAUCCAUCUGUUAUAGGUUUAAGAAAUUUGCUGCUCGGUGCUAUCCACAAAUGCUUAGGAAACUCUGAAGAUGCGAUUCAGUUUUUACAACGUGCAAUUAAAGAUGAAUUGGGACGUCAGCAAAAUCUUUAUAUCCAGCCAUAUGCUUGCUAUGAGCUUGGCUGCAUUUGGUUGGAGAAUCCUGAGACUGUUGCAAAAGGCAAAGCUUUGCUUUUCCAGGCUAAGGAGGAAUAUACAGGAUAUGACUUUGAGAACAGAUUGCACGUACGGAUCCACGCAGCUUUAGCAUCACUUAGAGAAGUGGUUCCGCAAUGACAACAGUGAGCUGUGACUUCUCUAUCCCACAUCGGUUCCUGCACUUUAAUAUGAAGCAGAGGAACAAAAUGACUGAGCGUGGGUGAAACGGGUGAAUCUCCUCUGAAAGCCACCUGUGCCAGAGAUAUGGGACAUUCUAUACAGCAGCAGCAUAGUUGGGCUGACACUGAUUUCAGUUCCUUUUUUUAGACCUUGGAAAGAAAAAAAAAAAAAGAAAAGAUAAGAAACCUUAUUUAAGAAUAUUUUGGGCUUGAAAGACUGUGUGAUAGCUGUUAUUAUCCUCAGAUUCUUCACAGACCAGCAGAUUACAUCUCUGCACAUGAAACUAAGCAUCAGUUCUGCUCAGCGGGCCAUAAAUGUGUUAAGCACCACCAUACUAUGUGUCUAGGUGUGACACAAACCACGUUCCUAGUUUUGUACAUUGUAUGUGUGGUAUGUACUUUAGUUUUUUGUACCACUGUACUUUGUGUGUGUGGUAGCUAUCUCACUCUGUUGUUCGUAUGGUAUGUAACUUUCAGAACAUGCAUUUAGCAUUAAUGUUAAUUUACUCAGGAGUAUGUAGAUCCCACUGGCUAUUGCCCCAGAACAAACUAAAGACAAGUACAAUAUGUAAAGAUAUAUACUACUGUAAAAUUAAAAGCGUUAGCUUUAUUUUUAAACAAA
Bombina bombina (fire-bellied toad) is the source of this 2580-nucleotide messenger RNA. RefSeq names its product tetratricopeptide repeat domain 39C (gene TTC39C). Gene Ontology annotation, molecular function: protein binding. Gene Ontology annotation, biological process: otolith morphogenesis; cilium assembly. Bases 205 to 1917 code for a protein of 570 amino acids. The record is from RefSeq and is a predicted model, not a curated record. NCBI's taxonomy places the organism in Eukaryota, Metazoa, Chordata, Amphibia, Anura, Bombinatoridae. The transcript is spliced from 14 exons.